UUUAGUCGGGGGCCAAUGGAUUAUAUACACAAGAUAUAAGUAAGCCAAAUAAUUCAAGUGAGUGCUGAGAUAAUAAAGGUGGGGAGAUGUGACUGAGUGAUAAGGAGGGAGAACACUAAUUCAGAUUGAGACCUGGUCUAGGAAGUGUGGUCUCAGGAGGUGACAUCUGAGCUGACACGUGAGUGACCUGAAGAAGCCAGCCAUGGAAUGCUAUGGCAGAAAAGCAUUCCAGGUGGGAGGGAACUGUGAGUGCAAAGGCCCUGAGGUAGAAAUACUUUUUGGUAAUAGAAUGAACUCCUUUAUCAUUUGCUGCCUUUUUAGAGCCCUCAGAGUGGCCCUUGGAUGUCCUGGGCUUCUCUCAAGCUCGGCCCUAAGAUGCCGACUUGUCCAGAGAGCAGUAGGUCUCUGAGGCUGUGGGUGCCCCUCCCAGAAGCCUUGUGACUGAACCGGAUCUGAGUUUCCUGGUUCCCAUCUGGCAUGGGGUAAGCAGACAUCUUCCCCGCCUUCUUUCCCCAGGCUCCAGCCUCAGCCCCAAAUCUCCAUGGCAACUCCGGACACAAUCCUGAUCUGAAGAAGGAUCUAGAGCACAAAGAUCACUGUGAAGGGACCAGAGAGCUGGUGGACUUACCUCUCCUUGCUCCUCGUGUCCUGCCAGCCAGGUCCCCACAACCUGGUCUCCCCAAAGACCCCAAACCGAAGAUUCUGCAGGUCUGCCCCACUGCUGGGCACAGCAGGGCCUGGAUGAAGGCCUGUCUCCCGCAGCUGCCCCAAAGGCUGCUCCUGUUGGGGGCAGCUGCCCUGGCUGCAUCUGCUCUGGAGACAGCCGACCUGGUGGACCUCUGCGGGCAGACGUGGCAGGGGGACGGGCUGCUGCUGCGCUCUCACGCCGCCUCGCGCAGGUUCUACUUCGUGGCCCCGGACACCGACUGCGGGCUCUGGAUGCGGGCGGCGGCCCCCGGCGACAGGAUCCGCUUCCAGUUCCGCUUCUUCCUGGUCUACAGCUUGGCCGCGGCGCCGCGGGCGCCCAACGCCUCCUCCCCGGAGCCCGCCGACCCGUGCGACCCCGGGUCCUACCUGCAGUUCUACGAGGGCCCGCCGGGGGCGCCCCGGGCGCUGGGGGCCCCUCUCUGCGGCCUGACCAUCCCCGCCCCGGUGGCGUCCUCCGGACCCUUCCUGGGCCUCCGCCUGCUCACCAGAGGCCGCCAGCCCCGCGUGGACUUCGUGGGCGAAGUCACCUCUUUCCGGUUGGGAUCCUGUGGUGCCUACUUCCGCUGUCGGACCGGCAGGUGCAUCCCGUGGAGCCUGGUGUGCGAUCGCUGGGGUGUGGACAACUGUGGCGAUGGUAGUGACCAGGCAUCCUGGCCACCGGCCGACUGCAGAGGUCCCUCUCUGGUGCCCAGCCAGGCGAGGGCUACAGAUGGCCAUACCUCCCAGCCCCUGACGCCCUCCCCAGCUCUCAGGUCUGCAGGCCCCCUCCAGAUGGCGGCCGAGAGGAGCCCCCUGGCAGGCCGGGCCCUCGAAGAGGGGGAUACAGCAGCUCCUCCGGGAGGUAUGCAGCUCUUGGUUCCCACCUGAUCCCAUUCCUCCCACCAAGGUCAUACUUGUCCCUCUCUAGGUGACAGGGAUAGGGCAGCAGGCCCAGGCUGAAGCCUGAGUGGACUCUCCCUUUCCUUCUGCAGGUCCCCGGCUCCGGGGCGUGGCACCGGUCCCUUCGCUGGUCCUAGCCUCCACUGGCCUCCUUGUGGGCCUCGCCUGGUGCUGCUGCUUCUCCAGCUGGCUGGCCUGGCGGGCUGGUGCCCGUGGCCUCUGUCCCAGCUGCACCGUCUGUCACACGUGUCCUGGCCAGGUGGCUCCUGGGGGGCCGCAGCCGAGCAGGCCGACCUUCCAGGGGCAGGGAGGACGUCCCUAGAGGCUGUGGCUUCAGAGAAAAGAGAGCCGGCUCUGGGCUCAGACAGACCUAGGGUUCUACCCCAUCCCCAGGAGGGCCGUCUGACCUUGGGCAGGUUGCCUAACCCUCAGACUCAGGCUGCUCCUCUGGAAAAUGGGAGGAUUCCUGCCUCACAUGGUUGUUGUGAGGAGCUAUCGGCGGGCCCUCUGCUGGAUCCGUGAAGGGCAAGGAGCAGGGGGGCCUCACUCCCCUGAAGCCGCUUCGCUCCACUCCCAGACCUCACCUGCCCGGCUUUGCCCCACCCCGGCCCACCCUCGGGUGCCACCGAGUCAAGCCCUAGUCAGAGGCGCAGCAGACCGCUCUGGCGGGGAUAGCACCGUUUAUUAAGAAAGGUCAAGACACAGACCACAGGAGGGUCCCUUCUAGGACACAGAGGCCAGGUGUCCUGACCCCACAUCUGUGGACUGCUGGAGGGGAGGGCACGUGCUCCCAUUUGGGCCCUCAGGCCUCCACAGACGGGGCAGGGCUGUCGUGUCCCCUUCUUGUUCCUCCCAAGCCAUGAGUCCCGGCAUCCCCCACGCAAGGCACUAAGUCUUUUCAACCACCGAUGCCCUCCUCCCCCCAUGUCCCCUGGGCCUUCACUUCCAGAUCAGUGGGGGGAUGUGGCUUGCUGUGGGCGGGGAGACCCUCUCAGUGCUGGGUUCUGCCCAUAGCAGCUCCUGGUGAGAGUUGGGGUGGACUUUCCCUUGCAGCCCCUGAGGGCGGGGGCCCUGGGCAGGUGUCGGGUGUUGGGGGCGGGGGGGGGGGGGGGUGGGGUGGGGGGGGUGGGGCGGUGAUCCAGGAGGACUCGGUGGGAGGGGGAGGCUGCCGGGGCAGGUGGCCCGGCUGGCCAGGAGGAGGUGGAGGGGGCUGAGACACGGGCCGGCAGGGGGUGGGGUUGCCUGCCCAGGAGUGAGCUGCCUUUUGUUCCACAGUUGGCACUAAAGAGCU
This is a messenger RNA of Acinonyx jubatus (cheetah), 2878 nucleotides long. It is a transcript of the gene LDLRAD2, whose product is annotated as low density lipoprotein receptor class A domain containing 2. The record is from RefSeq and is a predicted model, not a curated record. The transcript is spliced from 4 exons. Lineage: Eukaryota; Metazoa; Chordata; Mammalia; Carnivora; Felidae. The coding region runs from base 742 to 1575 and encodes 277 amino acids. Gene Ontology annotation, molecular function: protein binding.